AUGCCGAGGUGGCGUCUGGCUGUCCUCUUCCUUGCGCUUCUGGCGUCAUCCGCCGGAGUCGAUACAACGAACACAACUUCAGUGGCGGCGAAAAAAGGUUCAGAAGGCCCACAUUUGACAACCGAUGAUGAAGGAUUUUUGACUGUUAUUCAAGGAUUUGCCACACAAUUGCAAUGUGUUUUGAACACUUGCUCCAGCGAAGUUGUUUGGUACAAGGAUGGUUCUCAAAUAUCCAAAGGAUCUGAUUUUCUUAACACUACUUCAGAGAAGGCUUAUAAAUUCCAACAUUCAAUCGAAGUAGAUUACGAAAAGGGAUGUUCGGGAGAAUGCGAUGAUUCAAAGCCAUGUGGUGAUGGAUUCGCUUGUGUCGACAACCAAUGUUGUUCCUGCAGAAGAGAAGAGUUCACUUUGGUUCUUCGAAAUUUGACUUUUGAUGAAUCUGGUAGAUAUCGCUGUCAAUUGGGAAACAAAUCUGAAUUGCUCGAGUUCCAAGUGGAAGUUCUUGAGUCCGGACUCAAGGGAGGAUUUCAUGAAAACAUUUCGUAUGAUCAUUCUGAAUGUUGCCAAGAGAAAGGAAUUUCUCCCCUCUGUCGAGGAAUGUGCAAACCAUCUGAAAUGGAUCAACAUCACUUCGACCCAACCAGCUGCAAGACUGAUGACUAUAAACACUUUUUGUCGUGUGCUACGGAAGGAGGAACUCGUUCACAUGUACACUGCUGCAAGACGCAACUUGUUCCAAGUUUCUGUUAUGACUUCUGCUCAGGAGACUUCCAGAUGCUUCGUCGUUCGCAUCGUCUCUGUCUCUACUAUCUUCCAGAGAUUUUCUCCUGUCUGGAUCGUGCAUACCUUCCCUACCCUGAUCCUCCAACCGCGAUAGAAGUUAAUCCAGUGGAUCACGACAAGUUAUCCGUAUGUUGGCAAGAACCAGCAAAGCAUGAAUCGAAUAAGAUGUUCCCAAUCCUCGAUUAUGCUGUUUACUUCAAGGAAAUUCCUAAUUUCCCUCUACUUGGCGGAGAUAUGGGUCUCCCACUACUUACCGGAGAUUAUUCGGAUAUUGGAGAUAUUCAAGAGGACGAGUAUCAACAAGAAGAAGAUGAGGCGGAUGAAGUCAUAAAAGAUUCAACAAUUGCUCCGAGAGGAAAAAGGAAUGCUGAUUUCAAAUUAGAGAACGUAGAAGUUCAAGUCCGUGAGAAGAGAUCAACAAUGGUUAUUGUAACCAGAGAUGAUGUGACCAAUUCAACAACUAUUCGAGAGUUUGCUUUUCAAAAUGUGAAUACAACGGAAAAAUGCGUGACUCUAUCGGACCUUCGAUCAGCAACCAGAUAUAUAGUAUAUGUAACAGCGAGAAAUGAGUACGGUACAAGUGUUCCAUCUGUUCGGAACAUUGCUUCUACAAAUGUUCAUAUGGUCAAAAACAACGCAAGCUUGCCUGAUGCAAUGAAGUGUUGCACUGCUGCUAAUGUGUCUUCAUUCUGCUCCUCCAAAAUGUGCUCCGUGGCAGAAGAUCCAUCAUCUUUCUCAACUAUUACAAUUGCAACGACAUGUCGUGCUGAGUGGCCAAAAGUGUCUCCAUGUAUUGCUGAUGGAAGAAAUCACACAGACUGCUGUGCAAGGAAAGGUGUUCGGGAUGAUUGCCUCCAAAUUUGUGCCGGAAGCACAAAAGAACUCGGUGUUCAUUCAGUUUUAUGUCUUAAUCUUGACUUGCAAGCAGUCUAUCAAUGCAUUCGACAAGGAUAUGAGACCCAUCCAUCUGCUCCUGGAAAUGUGACUAUCUCCGAACUGACGGCACACAGUGUCAGUGUACAAUGGACGGAACCGGAUUCAAACGCACAUCUCGUCGAGAACUAUACACUGUUCAUUAGGAAAAAUGAACACGGACAGUCAGUUCGCACUGUUCACAAUGUUAAGUCGCCUCACACCGAGCUCGGACUGGACCCUGAUUCUGAGUAUGUUCUUACUCUCCAAUCUCACUCUGCUAACGGAACAUCCCUACCUUCAACUGCAAAACUGUUUUCAACUCUUCCAACGACUCGCCCACCACUUUGUACAAUUGGUGAGCCAAUUUAUAUGAACGAUGGACGUGUUAUGAUAUGUGACAAUGUAAACCCUUGUCCUAACGGAUUCCGAUGUACUGGGGCAGGUUCUGAUCUCUCCUAUUGCUGCCCUCAUGAUGGUACCCAUUCUUCCGAAGAAUUCACUUCGUGUUGCAAAGAACAGAAAAUGCCCGAACAGUGUAUGGGCAGUUGCCAAUACAAUUCAACACUGGGAGACGACUGCAAAGAACAUUUGAAUACGUGGAUUCAGUGUGCAUCUGAAGGACACGAUCAUUUGAGGUGCUGUAUGCGAGAAGAAGUAUCGAAAUCUUGUCAAGUAGCAUGCAUGCAUCCAUUCACAGUGGACGCCGAACAGUGCUUCAACGAAGUGCCUAAAUAUCGUACUUGCUUUAAUGGAGCUCACCUUGCUCUUCCUGCUGUUGUAAGGAAUUUGGAAGUCACUUCGAUCACCAAAGAAUCUGCAACAAUCACAUGGGAGGAUAUUGAAGCAAACAUCAUUGCAUAUAGAGUUCAGCUUUUCGAAAAUGGCGGUUCUCUUCUGAAAACUGUGAAUAGUUCUGCUGAUAUCUACCGAUUCUCGAACUUAGAAGCUAAUAAAAACUACUCCGUUCGUGUCACUGCUAUUAAUCCUCAAGGAGAAGGCCCGCCAUCUUGGAAUGUCAGCUUCAUCACUAAACCAGCUCAGUUGUAUGAAGGCGAUCGUCCACUCGCUCCUGAAGGUCUGCGUGUCGCUUGGAAUUCUGGCCCACGAGUCAACGUCACAUGGAAUCGUGUCACCGUUCGCCGAAACGACGAUCCAGUGUCGCAUCCAAUUGAAUAUACUUUGUAUUAUUUGGAAACUGAGCAUAGUUCAACUUGGACUACGUUGAAAACUAACAAUACGUGGGUUGUCAUAAGAGAUUUGAGAAAAGAUGCACUCUUUUAUGUGUAUGUAACUGCUAGAGAAGAUGACAAGAACAGUCGCAGCUCUUCAAUAAUCACAAUCCUAGCACAGAAAGAUUCACUUGGACUACCUGAACCAGUUAUUUCCAUCGAACCAGAUCAUAAAGACGGAGUGUUUUUGCCAGGAGAAAAGAUUUCUAUAAAUUGUUCACUUUCGAAUGUCAAAAAGCAUUUGAAUAUUGAUCUCACUGUUGGUCCCCAUGUUAUUCAAAAUGAUCACGGAGCUAUGUGGGUCAUCUUGGAGACCGAAGCUGACGAAACAAUGGAUACAGCCACGUGUGCAGUUUCGGAUACAGAUGGAAGACAGCAUGUAGCUAUGAAACAUCUUGUUCUCGAGAGAAAGGCUUCAGUCACAAUGAAAAAGGACAAGAUCAGAGUUCUGGAUGAUCAAUCGGUUGAAAUCGAAUGUAUAUAUCGUGGUGGAGGACGUGAUCCAAAAAUAUCAUUUGAAAAAGACGGAAAGAAGGUUACACGUGGAUUCUUGAAUGUCAAGAAGACCGAAGCAGGAUAUGUAGCAAAAUGGCAGAUUCGCAAAAUCAAAGAAAACGAUGCUGGUAUUUAUAAGUGCAUUGUCAGUUCUGGAGAUUCGGAUCCUGUAGAAGCAACUUCUGAAGUCAUUUUUGCCACAGAAACUAUUCCUGUCAACCCGAAAUUGAUUCUUCAAUGUUGUGAAGACGAAGGAAUUACCGGUGAUUGUCUCCAAGCCUGUAAUAUCGGUCGUGCUGCCCUUUCCGCCAAAAACCAAAACUGUACAAGAUUCGCAACAUCACUCUUGAAAUGCGCCGAGGAUAUUCGUGAUCAUUCGGAUUGCUGCGUGGCAAGUGGAGUCACUUCAAAAUGUCUUCCAUUAUGUUCUGGUGACAGCUUCUCACCAGAUGUCGAUUGCUCCGAACAUGCAGUUUCAAUUAUGUCAUGCUUCGUGAAAAGUCAUGAACACGCUCCAACCGAAGUAACGAAUGUGAGGGUCAAGUCAUCAGAAGGUAAAACAAUGGUUGAAUGGGAUUAUCCACUCACAAAAGAUUACAAAUACUUUGCUGUCUACUAUCAUAAGAUUCACGAUAGUGAUGACGAUUGGCACAAACUGAAGACAAUUCAGCAGAAUAUCGAAAUUGAUUUAGAUCCUUCUGAAGACUAUGAAGUUGGAAUUCUUGCCGCUAAUGCUCUUGGCCACAGUCGUCUUGUUUAUGCAGCAGUCCCUAAAGAUAUGGAAGCACAUUCGGCUUCAUCAAAACAAGGAUCUUCCUCUGCUUUCUGGAUUAUUGUCAUUCUCAUCGUUUUCGGUGUCUGUAUUGCUGGAUUGGCUGUUCUCGGUAAACGACGCGAGUUGCCGUAUCCGUUCGGAAAGUUCAUUGGCAGAAGGAAUGACCCAAAUCAACCUACCGUAGCGUUCGAAAAUCCUGCAUAUGGAGAACCAUGGAGUGGAGCUGAAGUCGAGAUUCGUGGUCUUGGUGGAUCAUCAGGAAACACGGGAGCUGCUGCAACUCAAUCUGAAUGGCAAAGUGCGAAUCUCGAAGCCAACAAUACAACCGAUAACAGUCAUGAAUACCGAAACGGCAUGCGAUAUGCUAAACUCGAAACUUAA
This is a messenger RNA of Caenorhabditis remanei, 4578 nucleotides long. RefSeq lists its product as uncharacterized. The transcript has 8 exons. The coding region runs from base 1 to 4578 and encodes 1525 amino acids. NCBI's taxonomy places the organism in Eukaryota, Metazoa, Nematoda, Chromadorea, Rhabditida, Rhabditidae. Gene Ontology annotation, molecular function: protein binding. The record is from RefSeq and is a predicted model, not a curated record.